Camponotus floridanus (Florida carpenter ant) is the source of this 909-nucleotide messenger RNA. RefSeq lists its product as uncharacterized. The coding region runs from base 1 to 909 and encodes 302 amino acids. NCBI's taxonomy places the organism in Eukaryota, Metazoa, Arthropoda, Insecta, Hymenoptera, Formicidae. The transcript is spliced from 4 exons. The record is from RefSeq and is a predicted model, not a curated record.
AUGCGCGCGGGAUGCCACAUUAAAUUGUCGCGGGAGAUUAUGAUGAGAAGAGCGGUGGUUAACGUACAGUCUAAAGACAAUGCGUGUUUCGCGUGGGCAGUGGUCGCCGCUCUAUAUCCCGCAGAAAGGAACGCGGAACGAGAAUCAUCGUACCCGCCUUACGCGACAGUGCUGAAUCUCCGGGACAUUGAGUUUCCAGUAACUUUAAAUCAAAUUAAAAAGUUUGAACUCGCAAACAGUAUCUCGAUCAACGUGUACGGCAUCGAAGACAAGAACAGUAUCGUCCCGAUACGUCUUUCGGAGCAGAAGCGAGAUAAGCAUGUGAAUCUGCUAUACGUGGAAGACGGCAACGGCGUCGGACAUUUCGCGUGGAUAAAAAAUUUAUCCAGGCUCGUGAGCUCGCAACUGAGCAAACACAACGGUCAAAGAUAUACCUGCGACCGAUGCCUGCAUUAUUUUAGUUCAGACGUCAAGUUGCAGUUACAUGCCGUCGACUGCGGGGAGAUAAACGACUGCGCUAUCCGGUUGCCGAGCGAUAAGGACAAGUGGCUCGAAUUCAACAAUUACAACAGGAAAAAGCGGCUUCCUUUCGUCGUGUACGCCGACCUGGAAUGCGUUCUGGCCAAAACGGAGGAAGAACAACAAAAAUUGUAUCAACAUCACCAAGUAUUUAGUAUAGCGUAUAGAAAAGAAGAUCCUAAUCACACUGCAGUAAAAUGUUAUGGAAAUAGACUACGUGAAGAACUUGAACAACUUGAAUUAUAUGAAGACAUAAAAAAACUCGAAGAAGCUGAGCAUGAGAAUAGGCUACUGCAAGAUUUGAAAGAUUUGAAGAGUUUACGAGAGUAUAUGAAUGGUCGACGAGAGGACCAGGAGCGGAAGUCCCUCAGCCCAACACAUCGCCCCUAG